AUGGAUGAAACAAUCACAUUUUCUCUUGGCUGUUUUUGGUCUCCUGAUGCACAAUUUGGUUGUGUGAUGGGUGUGACUCGAACACGUGUUGGAUAUACGAGUAUCAAUAAUGAAUCAUUUUCAGCUGAUCGCAUAGAAUGUAUUCAAAUUGAUUAUAAUACAAGUGUUGUUACGUUUAAAAACCUUCUUGAUCGGUUUUGGAAAUGGCAUGAUCCAACAGUUCAACAACUCAAUCCUUCUUAUAUAUCAGCUAUUUAUUAUCAUAAUUGCAUUCAAAAUCAUGAAGCAAAAGAAUCACUGGUAGAACAACAGAAGGAAUUUUUAUUAAAACCAAUUUUAACCAAAAUUUUACCCAUAAUUAAUUUUGAUUUGGCUGAAGACUAUCAUCAAAAACACUAUUUGAAAAGACAUAUAACCUUGUUCCCUGGAAAUAUCAGUACUCAUGUAGCAACUAGAUUAAAUGGAUAUUUAGCCGGUUACGGUACUCGAGAACAAUUUGAAGAUGAAAAAGAAAGAAUGGGAUUAAAUCGAAAGCAAAUCAAUUUUAUUCGAAAACAACUUGAGAAUUGA
This is a messenger RNA of Didymodactylos carnosus, 570 nucleotides long. Lineage: Eukaryota; Metazoa; Rotifera; Eurotatoria; Philodinida; Philodinidae. The record is from the annotation of a GenBank genome assembly.